Messenger RNA from Aureobasidium namibiae CBS 147.97, 354 nucleotides. RefSeq lists its product as uncharacterized. The annotation marks the transcript as partial. NCBI's taxonomy places the organism in Eukaryota, Fungi, Ascomycota, Dothideomycetes, Dothideales, Saccotheciaceae. The record is from RefSeq and is a predicted model, not a curated record. The transcript has a single exon.
ACAACAACCACAAGCGACGCAGCGCCCCGGGGAACGACUUGUGUAGCUGUCGCAAUCAACAACAUCGGAGCUAAUGGUAUAUGUGGCUGUGACUACGAUGUGUAUACAUGCCUCGAGCGCCUGUCCAACCUCAGCGAGUGGUCCAUCUCCACAACAGCUGGAUCGUUCAAUGGCUGUAUGAAGGAUUGCGAUUCUGAGCCGAACUGCUACAGCUUCACGUUCCAGAUCAGCAACGGAUCAUGCAAAAUGUUUGGCGGUAUGCUCAAUGGAGGGAAUGGAGUCGUUCAAGCUCCGGACUUUAUUUCGGGAGAGGUUGUCAAAGGCACAUGCACUGGACACUGCGAUGGCUCGUGA